AAAAAAACCAAGUAUUUCGAAUCUAGAUUAACUUGAGCUGAUUUAAUUUCAUACUUGAAACUUGAAUUUUUAUUUUUUCUUUUGAAUAUCAGCAUAACACAAGCAAUGGGUCUAUUAGCUCGAACAAUUUUAUGCUUUCUUCUACUAAUUCAUCUUUCUCUGUCUUCUGGUUCGUAUUACGCGGUCGGUUCGGGUUAUGAGCAGAAAAAUGAAAACAAUGUACAAGGAGGCGGAAUGAUGGUUAGGAUUAACAGGCGACUAGGUCGUGGUGGUAGCCGUGGUGGUGGUAGAUCACCGUCAUCUAAUGGGGGCGGGACGGCUUCCAGGAGGGUACCUUACACUGGUGGCAUAUAUGCAGCUGGUGCAGGGAGCCACAACAACAAUAACCAUGGCAGUUCUUCUGCACCUCUGAUCAAUCGCAACAGCGUUGGUCUGUUAUCUGCAUUUGUAGUUGCCAUAUUCUUAGGGGUAGAAUUGUGAGGUUUGUAGUUGUUGUACAAAUAUUUUCGUAAGUAUAAUUUGUGUGUAUAAAAACCUUUUAUUUAUUUUUGAUGGGAGUGUGUAUAUAAACUGA
Messenger RNA from Papaver somniferum (opium poppy), 574 nucleotides. RefSeq lists its product as uncharacterized. The coding region runs from base 106 to 480 and encodes 124 amino acids. The record is from RefSeq and is a predicted model, not a curated record. Lineage: Eukaryota; Viridiplantae; Streptophyta; Magnoliopsida; Ranunculales; Papaveraceae. The transcript is spliced from 2 exons.